Molecule: messenger RNA, 175 nt
Organism: Cladophialophora psammophila CBS 110553
Lineage: Eukaryota; Fungi; Ascomycota; Eurotiomycetes; Chaetothyriales; Herpotrichiellaceae
Exons: 1
Source: RefSeq, a predicted model, not a curated record
AUGCUCCGUAACGCCGUCUCGAUCACCAGCGUCCCACCGAAACGGUCGCGCCUUUAUCGCGAAGGUAUCCGAUACAUCCAGAACUAUAAUUCGGUGAAGGAGGUGUUCGAUGUCAAUAAACGAAUUCCCUUUGACAACGAUGUAAUGGAGGAGCUGGCGGUGAACUUCUUGGUGA